CAAAAUGCACGCCCAAGAAGGAGAUUCCCCGGUGGGUUUCCAACGGUCUAGAUCAAAGCUAUGCUGCGUAUGUGGGGAUGAGAUUGGCCGGAGAGAGGAUGGGGAGUUAUUUGUGGCGUGCAAUGUUUGUGGUUUCCCGGUGUGUCGGCCGUGCUACGAGUAUGAGAGGAAGGAGGGCACUCAGUGUUGCCCUCAGUGUAACACUCGCUACCGCCGCUACAAAGGCUGCCCAAGGGUAGCUGGAGAUGAAGAAGAUGAUGAUGAUGACAAUGAUUUUGAAGAGAAGUUAGAUGUCAAGAGCCAUAGAGAUCUUGGAGUCCACCGCUCUGCCAUUGUUCCCUCGGAAAAUGGAGAUCCGAACCCGCUAUGGCAGCCCGGGGGUCCUGCUUAUUCUUCAUUCACCGGAAGUGUUGCAGGGAAGGAAAUGGAGGGUGAGAAAGAGGUUUAUAGCAGUGCAGAGUGGAAAGAGAGGGUGGAGAAAUGGAAGGAGAGGCAAGAAAAGAAAGGCCUCGCCCCUAAGCAAGAUGCACCUGCACAAGAUGAACCAGAUGACAUGUUGAUGGCUGAAGCCAGGCAACCACUAUGGCGAAAGGUUCCAAUCCCAUCGAGCAAAAUCAACCCCUAUCGCAUCGUCAUCAUCCUAAGGCUCGUGGUCCUUGGCUUCUUUUUCCGAUUUCGCAUAACCAACCCUGCAUCCGAUGCAUUCGGACUAUGGCUCACCUCAGUCAUAUGUGAAAUUUGGUUUGCUUUCUCUUGGAUCCUAGACCAAUUUCCAAAGUGGUUUCCUAUCACUAGAGAGACAUAUCUUGAUCGCCUUUCAGCACGGUUUGAGCCCGAAGGCGAGCCUGAUCGACUCUCUCCAGUCGAUGUCUUUGUCAGCACAGUUGAUCCAUUGAAAGAACCUCCAAUUAUCACUGCAAAUACUGUGCUAUCGAUACUAUCGGUGGAUUAUCCUGUGGAGAAAGUGAGUUGCUAUGUCUCGGAUGAUGGUGCGUCAAUGCUCUUGUUCGAUACUCUUUCGGAGACCGCAGAAUUCGCAAGGAGAUGGGUUCCUUUUUGCAAGAAGUAUAGCAUCGAGCCCAGGACUCCAGAGUUCUAUUUCUCACAAAAGAUCGAUUAUUUGAAGGAUAAGGUGCAGCCCAGUUUUGUUAAGGAGCGUAGGGCCAUGAAGAGGGAAUAUGAAGAGUUUAAAGUGAGGAUAAAUGCUUUGGUAGCCAAGGCUCAGAAGGCCCCAGAAGAAGGAUGGGUAAUGCAAGAUGGUACUCCAUGGCCCGGAAAUAACACAAGAGAUCAUCCUGGCAUGAUUCAGGUGUAUCUUGGUGCUGAGGGUGCACACGACGUUGAAGGCAAAGAACUCCCAAAACUUGUGUAUGUUUCUCGUGAGAAACGUCCUGGUUAUCAGCACCACAAGAAAGCCGGAGCCAUGAAUGCAUUGGUUCGAGUCUCUGCAGUCCUAACAAAUGCUCCUUUCAUGUUAAACUUGGAUUGUGAUCACUACAUUAACAAUAGCAAGGCCGUUAGAGAGGCUAUGUGUUUCUUAAUGGACCCUCAGUUGGGAAAGAAGCUUUGCUAUGUUCAAUUUCCACAACGUUUCGAUGGCAUUGACCUACACGAUCGAUAUGCGAACCGAAAUAUCGUCUUCUUCGAUAUCAACAUGAAAGGCUUAGAUGGAAUUCAAGGUCCAGUGUAUGUGGGAACCGGUUGUGUGUUCAAUAGGCAAGCACUAUAUGGUUAUGAUCCCCCAGUAAUGCGCAAGCGUCCAAAGAUGACCUGUGACUGUUUGCCAUCAUGGUGUUGUUGCUCUGGUGGAAGGAAGGCCAAGAAAGGGAAGAAGAAGGGCUCAUUUGAGCCAUUGUAUGAUACAACGGCUACAAACAAGAAGCUCUCGAGACGGGGGGGAAAGGGAGGUCCUGUUUUCGAUCUUGAGGAGAUUGAAGAAGGUCUUGAAGGGUACGAAGAGCUAGAGAAGUCAUGGCUCAUGUCUCAAAAGAACUUCGAGAAGAGGUUCGGGCAAUCGCCGGUGUUCAUCACUUCAACUCUAAUGGAAGAUGGGGGCUUGCCUGAGGGGACAAACCCUUCAGCUCUAGUUAAGGAGGCCAUCCAUGUCAUUAGUUGUGGCUAUGAAGAGAAGACAGAGUGGGGAAAAGAGAUAGGGUGGAUAUACGGUUCGGUCACAGAAGAUAUAUUGACAGGAUUCAAGAUGCACUGUCGAGGAUGGAAGUCGGUUUACUGCAUGCCUUCAAGGCCCGCAUUCAAGGGAUCUGCACCCAUAAACCUUUCUGAUCGUUUGCACCAAGUUUUGCGUUGGGCAUUAGGCUCAGUUGAGAUCUUCCUUAGUAGACAUUGUCCUCUUUGGUAUGGAUAUGGAGGCAACCUCAAAUGGCUUGAGAGGUUCGCGUACACCAACACCAUUGUCUACCCUUUCACUUCGAUCCCUUUACUCGCGUACUGCACCAUUCCUGCUGUUUGUCUCCUUACAGGAAAAUUCAUCAUCCCUACUCUCACAAACCUAGCAAGCAUCUGGUUCAUGGCCCUCUUCCUCUCCAUCAUCGCGACCGGAGUUCUUGAGCUUCGAUGGAGCGGCGUAAGCAUCCAAGACUGGUGGCGAAACGAGCAAUUCUGGGUGAUCGGUGGCGUCUCCGCCCACCUCUUUGCCGUCUUCCAAGGCCUCCUCAAAGUCUUAGCAGGUGUGGACACCAACUUCACUGUGACCUCAAAAGCAGCUGAGGAUUCAGACUUUGGAGAACUCUAUCUCUUCAAAUGGACGACUCUGCUCAUUCCUCCCACCACAUUGCUCAUUAUAAACAUGGUGGGUGUGGUGGCUGGUGUCUCUGAUGCCAUUAACAAUGGUUAUGGCUCUUGGGGUCCCCUAUUUGGAAAGCUAUUCUUUGCUUUUUGGGUCAUUGUCCAUCUCUACCCAUUCCUUAAGGGCUUGAUGGGGAAACAAAAUAGGACACCAACCAUAGUUGUUUUGUGGUCUGUUCUCUUGGCCUCCAUCUUUUCACUUGUGUGGGUUCGUAUUGACCCCUUCUUGCCUAAGCAAACUGGGCCACUGCUCCAACAGUGUGGGGUCGAGUGCUAGUCUCUCUCUCUCUAGCCCCAGUUUCUAGUUAUGGGUCCAAGUUUUAAGCUCUCCUUUUUUGUCUUUCUUUCUAUCUCAAUUUCUAGAUAUGGGAUCUAAGCGUAAAGCUCUCUCUGCCUCUCUUCGCCCUAGGUUAACCGGUGCUUCUUGCUUUCAAGUUGAAGUUUGCUGGGUGCACUAGCUGCGAAGAAAACGUAGUGCGCUAGUGCACACGUCUCUCUCUCUCUACCCAGUUUCUAGAUAUGGGUCUAAGUUUUAAAGUCUUCUUUUUUGCCCUCUCUAUCCCUAUAUGCCCAGUUUCUAGAUUUGGGGUCCAGUUUGAAGCUCUCCCUUUUGGCCUAAGCAAUGUAUCCAAAGAGUUUGAACCCCUUCUCACUCUAUGUAUAUGUUUUGAUUGUACAAAAGUGAUGUUUUGGUUGUUAAUGUGACACUUCACCGGAUUUGGAUAUAAAGUGUGAGGAUUCUUGCUUUA
Amborella trichopoda is the source of this 3554-nucleotide messenger RNA. RefSeq names its product cellulose synthase A catalytic subunit 7 [UDP-forming]. Lineage: Eukaryota; Viridiplantae; Streptophyta; Magnoliopsida; Amborellales; Amborellaceae. Gene Ontology annotation, cellular component: membrane. The record is from RefSeq and is a predicted model, not a curated record. Gene Ontology annotation, biological process: cellulose biosynthetic process. Gene Ontology annotation, molecular function: cellulose synthase (UDP-forming) activity.